AUGGCCCUCCCCCCGCUCCCGGUACCCUCUUUGGAGACACUACGCGCUGCCCUUCCGCCGUCGCUCGCCCCCUUCACCGCCCCAUCUGCGCUCGAGUCGCUGGUUGCAGAGCUGGCAAGCCCCAAGACGGCCGAUGCGCUCGAGCCCCUCUUCCGCUUCCUCUACGCCCGGGCCGAGUCUACUGCUGCCACUUCUGCCGCUGCCUCUGCCGCAACUGCCGAUGCCGCAACUUCCGAUGCCGAUGCCGAUGCUGGUCAUGUCGCAGUCGAUCCCUGCUCCUCGUGCGAGUCAUGGCUCUCGGCGUGGUGGCUUGAUGCGGCGUACUUGGCCUUCCGCGCGCCGCUGGUGGUCAACUCCAACUACGCCUUUGUGUUUGACGUUCCGCUGACAGACGGCCCAUACCGCCGAGCAGCAGCGCUGAUGCUUGCCACUCGCGAUCUGGCCCGCGGCUGGCACGAGGACAAGGUCAUCCCUGGUGAGAACGGAUCAAACUGCACUGCCGCCUACCCGCGGCUGUUCAACUCGUGUCGGCUGCCGGCGCCCGGCUCCGACGUGCUCCACGCCGCGUCGACUGCGCUCUAUCACGUCGUUGUCUGGGCGCAUGGUCACCCAUACGUGGUCGAGCUCGGCCGCGAUGGCGGCGACGUGGCCUCGCUCGCCUCCACUCUGGUAGCGGUGGUCGACGAUGCGGCGGCACGCACCGAUACCGCUGGCCUCGGCGUCCUCUGCGCCCUUCCGCGCGAUGAGUGGCUUGAGGCUUCGACUAUCGUUGACGCUGACGGCUACCGCGUGCUCCAAGACGCCCUCUUUGAGCUUGUCCUGGAAGCCGAUGCGCCGGCCGCCGGCGCGCAUGCCGAGCUUGUCGCCUCGGCCCUCACCACCACCGACGGAUGGCUCGAUAAGACCCUCUCGUGGCUGGUCUACGCCAACGGGGCGCUUGCACUCAACGGCGAGCACUCGGGCGUCGACGGCAUGCCGAUGCUCCUCGUCACCCGCGCCGCCGUGGCGCGCGCGCUCGAGUCCGAAGCCAGCGCCGCAGACCCGCAGGCUGUCGCGCCUCCCUUUGCGCGUCUCGACCUCGUCGGUGCAGCUGCCGAGUCGCUCGCGGCCCGCACUGCCUCGGCCCGCGCCUGGCUCGACACCUACCUCGCGGCCUCGCUCGACGUCGCCGUCCUGCGCUUUGACGAGUUUGGGAAGGACCAUAUCAAGGCCGUCGCCCGCAUCUCGCCUGAUGCCUUUUGCCAGGCGGCCAUCCAGGCCGCAUACUAUGCGCUUCACGGCACAGCUGCACCGACCUACGAGUCGGUGACCACCCGCCGGUUCGCCGCAGGCCGCACCGAGACCCUGCGGGCAGCAAGCCCUCAGAUGGUUGCCUUUGUCGAAAGCCUCGUCCGCGGCGAUGCAACGCCCGACGAGCUCGAGGCCAAGGCGCGGACGGCAGCGGAGCAGCACUCGGCCCUGGCGCGCGCCGCGGCGUCGGGCGCAGGUGUCGACCGGCUCCUUCUCGGACUCCAGCGCGCAGGUGCAGCGCUCGAGCUCUCGCUCCCACACGCUCUCGUCUGCGAUGCCACGGCCGCGGCAUCGACCUGGGCGCUCUCGACCUCGCAGGUGACCGAUCCGGUGGCGUCGGCAGCGUUUGGCCCUGUCGUCGACCGUGGCUUUGGCGUGUGCUACGGAGUCCGGCGCAGCGGCCUUGUCUUCAACAUCACCUCACAAGGAUCAGCCCGCGGCAGCGACGCGCCGUCGGCGGCAGCCUUCGCCUCUAGCCUCGACGCCAUGCUGCAGCGGGUGUGGGCUGUCUUUGCGCGCGACGACGCCAAGCUUUAGUCACGCUACCCGGUGGCUCAAUACCACGAGACGUUGUAGUGCUCGAGCGUCCGGAGGACUCGCAGCGAGCGGUCCUCGCGGAUCAUCGAGAGAAGCCGGGCGUUACACUGGCCGAUCGACUCGAGCGGGAGGGUACCGACGUAGAGCGCGUACAGCUCGUAGACGCGAAGGUGGCGGACGUCCGGGUGCUGCGCCGCAAUGACCGACUUGAGCGCGUUGAGCUCGAGCGCGUUGCCCUGUGGGGUGGCUGGGAGGCUGAUCGGCAGCGACUCGCCGUCGCCGUUCUCAGCCACCAGGUGGUACGAGUAGCAGAGCCCGUCCUUGUAGAGGGCGAGUGAGGUGAAGCCGGCGGCGAGCGCCUCGUGGGCGUGGCGGGCAAGGUCCCACACCCGGGCUUUGAUGAACGCGACUGAGCCCGACGGCUCAGGCCCAGUGCUCGAGUCCGGCUCGGCGAGCCGGCCGUGGAGCGGGAUAAUCGUCGGCGCCGUCACUUGCUCGUGGGUCCGGUCGACAAACAUAAAGUGGACCAUGC
This is a messenger RNA of Thecamonas trahens ATCC 50062, 2359 nucleotides long. RefSeq names its product carnitine O-acetyltransferase. NCBI's taxonomy places the organism in Eukaryota, Apusomonadida, Apusomonadidae. The transcript has a single exon. Gene Ontology annotation, molecular function: acyltransferase activity. The record is from RefSeq and is a predicted model, not a curated record. The coding region runs from base 1 to 1827 and encodes 608 amino acids.